AUGCCGGAGACGAAUGUGUGGAUGUACUAUAAUGACACAAACAAUACUCACAUCUCAAAAACCGAGCGCCGCAUCGCCAUUGAUGUGAUCAAAUUGGAAAACGGUACUCUGAAACUGUUUUAUGGCACAGAUCCAGAUGAAAAGGGAUUUUGCAUAAAUCCGGAAAUCGAAUCAAAAAGCAUCGACGUCAACACGACCCUUUCCAAUGUGCAAGAGGUUAAGCUUCAAUGUCACAUUAUGUCCAAAUGGGAGAAAUACAAGAGAUGCUUCGUGAAGAUUCAUUUUGUUCGAAUGAAACUUGAAAUCGAGCUGUUGAAGAACCCGGCCGUUUAUCAUGAAGGAGAGAAAAUCGAGGCCAUUCUCGUCGUUCAGUCAAUUUGUAUCAAAGAAAACUCUCAUGGGUCUCUUUCCAUUCCAUUUCUCUUCCCCAAAAAUCAAAGUGUUCUCAAG
This is a messenger RNA of Mesorhabditis belari, 450 nucleotides long. Lineage: Eukaryota; Metazoa; Nematoda; Chromadorea; Rhabditida; Rhabditidae. The record is from the annotation of a GenBank genome assembly.